This is a messenger RNA of Manduca sexta (tobacco hornworm), 759 nucleotides long. Its product is annotated as chorion class CB protein PC404-like. The coding region runs from base 40 to 717 and encodes 225 amino acids. Gene Ontology annotation, cellular component: egg chorion. The record is from RefSeq and is a predicted model, not a curated record. Gene Ontology annotation, molecular function: structural constituent of egg chorion. Lineage: Eukaryota; Metazoa; Arthropoda; Insecta; Lepidoptera; Sphingidae. The transcript is spliced from 2 exons. Gene Ontology annotation, biological process: multicellular organism development; chorion-containing eggshell formation.
UCUAAGGUGUUAAGUUGUAUAGAGGGAAUAAGGUCGAAAAUGGCAGCUAAAAUCUUUUUCGUUUUGUUCAUUCAAGCUGUCCUUUCAAAGGCUGUCCUGAGCCAGUGUAUUGGCGCUGGUUUCCCCGGGCCCUACGGACCUGGCUUUGGAUUCGACGGCCUGGCCUACGAUGGAUUAGGUCUGGCACCGUUCGAUGCUUAUGGAAUGGGACCUUAUGAUGCUUUCCCUCUUGCGCCAUUCGACAUGCCUUACGGUCCCACUUGGCCUGGAAUGGGCUGUGGAGCUCCAUUAGGUUUGGGGCCAUUUGGCCCUGCUACGGCUCCAGGAUUCGGUGCCGGAUAUGGAUAUGGUGGGCCUCUCCCCAUCGCUGCUGGAUCACCCAUGCCGCCAGCAGGCUUGUCCAUCGUAUCAGAAAACGUAAUUGAAGGUGUGGUAUCAGUUGCUGGUCAGCUCCCAUUCUUGAGUGCUGUCUCUAUGGCCGGAGAGUUCCCCACUGCUGGAUCCGGUGCUGUUUCCUAUGGUUGCGGUGAUGGUGGUCUUGGUAUAGUCGCCGAGAUUCCCAUGGGACCCGCUGUGGGUCCGAUUAUGGAGCCUAUCAUGGCGACCGCCAUGGCCCCAUUUGAAUACGCCGCCGUGGGACCUUAUGGUUAUGGACCCGUGGUCGAUGGUCUGGGCUACGGACCUAUUGGAGGUUGUGGUUAUGGAGCUUACUAUUGAUUAAGAUGUUUAUGUUUUUUAUAAUAAAAUAUGUUAAAUGAU